AUGUACUUCCAAAAUAUCAUGAAAUCUUUAUACCACUGCACGAGAACUCCUGGUGCGAAAGACAAGCGUCACCGACGGCGCGACAGUGCUCCCCCGAAGGUGGGUCAAGUACAAGAUUUAGCCUACCUGGAGGCGUUGGCAAAGUUCAAUGACUGGCGAACUCAGCAACGGAACAGCGACAUUCUGCCAAAUCCAAAAACCCCAACCAGCCAAGUGAAUGCAACACUUCCGCCGCGGAUAUCACUGUUGGCGCACGGUACCAUCAAGGAGGAACCGUCCGGUGACGACGACAGCGACUGUGAUGGUGACUUCAGCUCCGACAUCGAGCUGGCCCGGGACGAGCGUAUGAUACUGAACCGCACCACCAGCCGAUUUGAAGUACCGAAAUCUCCACGAUACGCCCGGCAUCAUCGAUCGUCGACAGUGGCUCCAACAACGGGUGCGCCUGCUUCCCAACUAUCGGAUGUGGCUCCCAAGAAACCAAAGCGUUCCGUAGAAUUCUAUCGCAACAUCAACCGUAUCCCGACGGACGCAUCAUCCACGGCGUCUCAGAACUCCAACAGUCAGUGGAACAACGGAUGCAAAGCGAUCGAGAAAAAUCACACCAAUCCGACCGAUACGCGCUUGUCACUUCCGGCUGUGCUGGGUGCGGAACCACGCGAACGGCUACCGAAGCGUUCUAAGGCGACCACUCCGAAACCAAACAACACGAUCUACGAGAACGAGGUGGCGGAAUUCGAAGCUCACCACAUCAACGGUACGUUUGGGGAUUCGUACGUGGUGCAAAGCCCACCGCGACUGUUUUACAAAGCGAACGCAAGUCCGUAUAGCGACGGUACGCCGAAGAAGCAGAGCAAUCUAAAGAAUCGUUCCCGUGUGUUCAAAUACAAACCUGCACCGGCACCGCCGGUGACGAAACUAGCUGCGACACCAUCUGUCAGACUGUCCAACUGUCUACCGAAGCAACGUCAGCAAAGCGAUUCCGAUUCCCCACUGACUGGAUCCUACCGGAAGUACGAGCUAAACUCAUCCUCCGUCUACGACGAGCACGUCAUCUCUUCCCGUGCCUAUCGCGGUUCGAUGAAACCUAAAGGCGUCGACGAGACAACGCCAACACCCACCAAACAGCGGCACAAACCACUCUCCUAUCAAACGAUUGUAAACAAGCAUGGAGAUCUGGUGGACUAUGCACUACCGUUCAGCGAUAACGCGGACACGACGGCUGAAACCAAGCCGGAUCAAAAUAACAGCAAGCAUCUUACACCGGGCCAAGACACACUGGCCGAGAUUCGCAACUGUGAGCAGCUGAUCAACGAUAACUUCCAGUUUCUGCAAACGACUGCCUUUCACGAUGAGUCGAGCAGCAUCAUCACCGAACCGAUCAGUGUGCUGAAGGGCCGCUCUAGACGUAUAAUCACCGAUCUGGAUCGGUCCAAUGCGAGCACGCUGAAGGAAGGCGAGGAUGAGCUUCUCCAACAGGAUGAACAACUCGAAAUGGAGCGUGAGGAUGAGCUGUUGCAAAGCCGCCAGCAAGAGAUCGACGCACAGUUGGAGCAGCUGGCAAUGCAGGACGACCCGCAGGACAUUCUGCUGGAGUUGGAUUCGUUGCAGAAGUGGAGCAAAAGCAUCCAAAUGUCAGAUGACUUUUUGCAGACUCGCUACACGGAACGAAAUUUGCUGGAAUGUUUCCGGCGCAGCAUCGGCAGCAAUCUGUUGACGUGCUUCCCGAACGAGGUGCGCUACCGGGUGGGAAGUUUGCGGAGUGCCUUUGCCUGUCCGUUGGAAUUUUCCUGCGGUCUAUUCCGCGGCGUGGCGGUGACGUUGCGCAAGUACUCGUUGAACAUGGAACGGAGUCUUUACUUUGCAGAGGAAGCCUGUCGGCGAGAUUUUGAGGUGCUGUCGCAGGUGCGUCAUCCAACGAUGGCAACACUGAUGGCGGUAUCGUACGAUUCGGCCUUAAACCAAGCUACGCUGCUGCUGGAACCGUUCGAUUUUACCCUCUUUGAUUAUAUUCAUAAAAUGAACAAAAGACUCUCAUUGAUUCAUGCUAUUACUGUUGUCCAGCAAAUCUCUUCCGCCGUCUCCUAUCUGCAAGAGUGCGGCUACAUCCAUUCGAACAUAUCCAGCGGAUGCAUCCUGAUGCGACGUUACCCCUACUCCGUCAAGCUAACCUCGUUCGAACUGACUACGGAUGUGUCCUCGGACGAAGUGCGGCGUGAAAUUGAGAAUCGUUACGGCAGCACAUCCUCGUCGCGUAACUCAAUGACCUCCUCCCAGAACGAUGAGUUAAAGAAGAUCACCACCUACGCACGGCUGAUCAAGAACGAUGAACAUUUUCUGCGCGACAAGUACCGCAAGCUGUCGUCGGAAAUUUGCGAAAACCGCUCCAAACCACACCACGGUGCGCAGCUUUCGUUCGGCGAUAGUUCGGGCUAUGAUUGUCGAGCAAGCAGAUUCCUGCCCUACUGCAAGGAGUAUCGGGAGAAGUUUUCCCUGUUCUACUACGUAGCACCGGAGCUGCUCAUUCCGAAGGCGAGCUUUGUAUAUCCAAGCAAGAGCACCGAUGUCUACUCGGUAGCGUUACUACUGUGGGAAAUUCUGAACGGGUACGUCCCAUUCGUCGUUUAUAACAGAGCCGAGCUGGAGAAAUUGCACACCUCCGCCGAUCUCCCGCUGCCAAUGUUCGAAAAGGAACGUUGUGAGCGCUUCCGGCAGAUUUUCGAAGGUGGACUAGGUGAUCUUAAUAGCAGGAAAAUCACCAUGGGUAAUGUGGUCGAUCUUCUGGACUGUUUACUGCUUGAGUUGGGUAUGGAGAAGAAUGGCACGUACGAUUGGUUGGCAGAGGAUUACGAGGAGCGUGCUAACUCGUCGGAAGUUCGACUGAAAAACGAGCUGAACGACGUUCGUAAACAGAGUGCACACAUUGAGAAAGCGGACAAGAUCUACUUUCACACCGAGGAAUCGGAGCUAGCCAAGGCACCCAAACAAUUCCCGAAGAAGCCGGUUAGAAAAAUCAACAAAACGAAAGCACCACCACAGCAGCAAGCACUAAAGCACCACGGCCAACGAUGGUCGGAUGUGCCCUCCAAGGAACGGACACAGAUCGUAGACAAAAAGUCACCACUCAGCUCAACCUUUAGUCUCUCUAACUCUGCGAUCUAUCAAACAAUCUUCGAUUUUAACAAUAAGUUCCUCUCGCCAAAAUCGUCCUCGAAGCAAGUUAUCUAUGACCGAACAAGCACGGUGAAGAAGCACAAGAAACCACCGCGUGCGAAUAAAAAGGCAGUAAAAGAGCUGUUCGACGUUAAGGAUCAGCUUAACAAGAGCUUUAUCGAACAAAACGAACCAGAUGGUGCUGGUGAGAUUGACAAUGGCAGACAGAACACCGCCUAUAUGGUUCCUAUCGAACUGCAAAAAGCGAAUUCGUCUACAAAUUCAUUAGCACACGUGAUUGCUGAUGAACCACAAGUAAACCAAGAGCCCAUUCGACCGUCUUGUAGCGAUUCGGAGGAAAAGGGUACGCCACUGCAACGUGAUCAUCCGUCAAAGUCGUGCGACAGCUCACCGGGUACAAGGCGCCGUAGUAUUACACCGAAGCUCAACAACUCAUUCCGCUUCACAAUUGGAGAUUUUACCCUGCCCGACACGCCAAUAGCACGCAAAAACAAAAUACGGAAGCACGCCUGGCUAUCUGACCAGAAGCUGAAAAUUGCAGAUGAAUCACAGCCCGCGACACCAGAGGAUUGUCGUAGCAAAUCCUUCUUCAACGCGGGACUGGCAACUCGCAGUGGUUCCUUCCUUACCUCGACCAACCUGAACUGCUCCACAUCACUGCAGGACAUCAAGCCGAAACGUAUCAACAUUAGCGUUAACAUUAUCCGCUCACCGGAGACACGCACUACGGUUACGGUGCAGAAGAACUGCACGCCGAAGCUGAUCGUUAACGGAGGUUCUCCGUUUGAGGAUACGCUUUGGAAAAAGGAGAAACUUAUCUGCGAACGUAGUCAACUGCCUGCGUCAGAUGAAGCGAAAGAAGCAACACAAGACACGUGCAGUUCCGACACGGCAGAGCAGAAGUCAGAUGUGAAUGCCGCAGGGUCCUUGGACGAUUCCUUGAGUGUCGUAACUGCUCAUCUUUCUUCGGUGCGAGACGUCAUUAAGAAGAUUGAAACAGAAUUUGAAAAGACUGGGUUCGACUAUAGUCCGAUAAGAAAGAUGGACGGCAGUGGAAAGAAACAGACGAACGAGGGAAGCUCAAGAAAAAGUGCAGAAGGAUCGUUGGUGAUAGAGGAGAAUCUACUCGUUCCUACCAAAGUGCUCGAACUGGAAAAGACACUCGAAGCGGAGGAAACAUCCGCCAUGAGGGAAGCCGAUGAUGGGGAAACGAAAGAAUUUAAAUCUGAAAACGUUGAAAUCUCAUCGAAGCCAAUUCCAGCUCCUCCUCCAUCCCCUCCAGUGUCGAAGAAAUCCCCGAGUUUAGCUGUAACUCAUCUCAAUGUACUGCUGGCAAAUUCUCAAUCGAAACCAAAGGAAACACCAUCAGUAGGACCCACCAUUGAGGUGCAACAAUCAGUGGAAAUGGAAAGCAUUCCCGUACCGUCCACCGUUCCAGUGGCAUUCGCUCCAAACUCUCAACUAUUCCUUCGCCGAAAGGCACUGAACGCCGGUGCAAAUAGUGUAGCCAUCCACCAUCAGCAAACAGUCUACCGAGAGAGUGUCGUAUCCAGCACGGAACGGUUGGCAACGUUUGCAGAACCGUCGCUUGCGUCAACGACCACCACCACGACUACUUCAACGGCCGUACCACCGGGAAGUGCACGCAAGAAGAAGCUAACCACACGCGUUACGGUAAACAUGCGCAAAAUAUCACGCCGUGCUUCGGACAUUAGUCCGGCUUCUUCACGACCCAAUUCGGCCAAUCUGGACGAUGUGGAUCUUCCGUCGUCUGGAUGUAUCACGCCAACUGGUAACGUCCAGGGAUGCGGACUCGGCACCGUUCGACACUCUUGUGGCAAUGAGCUGUUGCGUGCCUUCUCCAAACUGAGACUGCUCGCACCGGAAGAGUCGGCAACGAAACCCACCGGUACCGACCAGAACGGACGAUCUGUUACACCAGUGUUUGUCGGUGCUGGGGGGGCGCAUCAAAUUGCUACCGGGGCAGCGAACAGGAUCGAACGUUUCGUGUGCUGUAACUGUGGUAACUCGAUGAUUCCGACAGACGGGCUUAAUGUGCCCACCGGAAGUCGGAUCGGCAUGUCAGCCGCCUUCGGCGAGAUGAACUUCCCGCGAGAAAGCUUUGUGUCCAUGUUUGAGCCCCCAUUGACACCAACACCUGGUAGCGCUAUGGCAAGCCGGUUUCACUCGAUGACUCCAUUCCAGAAAUCAACCGAAGAUCUUUACAUCGAUGAUGACUUUUGCCAAGGACUAAACCAUAUGGGAGCGAACAUGGAGUUGGUGGAACCGCUCGACGAAGGACAGUUCCUCGAUACAUACGGAUACGACAUUUACGCCACUGAGAUCUACCACGCGGAAGAAGAGGAGGAGGAGGAGGAGCAGGACGAUGGGGGCGAUGAGCAUUUUACAUUUCCAAAUCAACUCACAACACCUGUCGCUAGCACCGAAUGUACCGACGAUGAGGCAAAGUUUCUCGAAAAGUGUUCGAAACUCAAUUCGCAAACAUUAACGGCAGAAUUCGCUACUCUCGCAUCUCCGAUCGAUUGUGAAAUUCCGCGUCCAACAACUGCAGAAUCGGUGAACAAUGAGGAAAGCCAUGUCACAACCGCUGCAAACAGAACAGUGAACGAGCAGGCGUAUUUUGGAUUGUUGUAUAUAAGUUGGAAGGAAAAAGAUAAACAUAUCAUGAUAAAAAGCAAGACACUCGACUCUUACACGGGUUCGAACGAUUCAAUGCAUGUUUUCGGAAGUAAUCUUUAA
This is a messenger RNA of Anopheles marshallii, 5934 nucleotides long. RefSeq lists its product as uncharacterized. Lineage: Eukaryota; Metazoa; Arthropoda; Insecta; Diptera; Culicidae. Gene Ontology annotation, molecular function: ATP binding; protein serine/threonine kinase activity. Gene Ontology annotation, biological process: intracellular signal transduction; protein phosphorylation; positive regulation of apoptotic process. The record is from RefSeq and is a predicted model, not a curated record. Gene Ontology annotation, cellular component: nucleus.